GCACCGGGUGGGGAGGGAGGGAACCGGGGCGCGGGCGUUGGGGGCACUCGCCGCCGGCCGGUGUCGCGUGUCAGCGCGGCCGCAAGCUGGGCCCUGGGUAGGGGCUUGGGGCAGCAUGAAGUGUCUGGUCACCGGCGGCAACGUGAAGGUGCUUGGCAGGGCCGUCCACUCCCUGUCCCGUCUCGGGGACGAGCUCUACCUGGAACCCUUGGAGGAUGGGCUCUCCCUCCGGACAGUGAACUCUUCCCGCUCGGCCUAUGCCUGCUUCCUCUUCGCCCCGCUCUUCUUCCAGCAGUACCAGGCAGCUGCCCCUGGUCAGGAGCCCCUGCGCUGUAAGGUCCUGAUGAAGUCGUUCCUGUCCGUUUUCCGCUCGCUGGUGGUGCUGGAGAAGACGGUAGAGAAAUGCUGCAUCUCCCUGAAUGACAGGAGCAGCCGUCUGGUGGUCCAGCUCCACUGCAAGUACGGGGUGAGGAAGACUCACAACCUGUCCUUCCAGGACUGCGAGUCCCUGCAGGCCGUCUUCGAUCCAGCUCUGUGCCCCCAUGUGCUCCGCGCCCCAGCCAGGGUCCUGGGGGAGGCUGUUCUGCCCUUCCCCCUCGCCCUGGCUGAAGUGACCCUGGGUGUUGGCGGUGGCCGCAGAGUCAGCCUGCGCAGCUACCACGAGGAGGCAGACAGCACGGUCAAAGCCAUGGUGACAGAGGUGAGCAUCGGCGAGGAGGAGUUUCAGCAGCUGCAGGCCCAAGAAGGGGCGGCCAUCACUUUCUGCCUCAAGGAAUUCCGGGGGCUCUUGAGCUUUGCCGAGUCAGCAAAUUUGUCUCUGUGCAUCCACUUUGAUGGCCCGGGCAGGCCGGCCAUCUUCACCAUUGAGGACUCCCUGCUCGAUGGCCACUUUGUCUUGGCCACGCUCUCAGAGGCAGACGUGCACUCCCAGGCCCUGGGCUCCCCCACGCUGCGCCAGCCGGUGCCCCAGCUGCAGGCUGACAGCACACCCCACCUGGACAAUCUUGCCAACAACGACUUUGCCAACGACGACAUCGACUCUUACAUGAUCGCCAUGGAAACCACGCUGAGCAGUGAGGGCUCGCGGGCAGCGCCCCCCAUCUCCCUUUCCCCUGGCCCCCCCUCAGAGGAGGAAGAUGAAGCCGAGCCCAGUACAGUGCCUGGGACUCCCCCACCGAAGAAGUUCCGCUCACUGUUCUUUGGCUCCAUCCUGGCCCCCGUACACUCCCCCCAGGGCCCCAGCCCUGUGCUGGCUGAAGACAGCGAGGGCGAAGGCUGAACCGGGAACCUGAAGUCUGGGUCCAGCAGCCUGGAAUUACAUGAGGCCCCAGCCCCAGCCCCUGCAGGCCCAGUGGGUGGUCAAGGGGGUCCCGGCUGGAGCUUAGCUGGCUGUCUGGCUAACCACUGAGCACUCCCCCCAUCGAGUGUGGCUGCCCUGGGACCUGCUGCCUCCCAUCCCCACCCCCCUAAGGAAGGAAACCACAGUGCCCUGCUGGUCAAUGCCAGUCAUGGCCCGCCCUCCCUCCAAUCCCAGACACACCCCUGUGGCACGCACAGACUGUUGUUGCUUUCCCAAUACUCUCUGGCCCUGGUGUGGAAUUCUAAGAACCUGUGUGGGCCUGAGCGUGUGGCUGGGGGUUGCCGUGGCUGGGGCCCAGUGCCCGGAGCCUUCCCAACAAAGUGGCCUGCAGAAGGGCUGCCAGGCCCUGUGCCUGGGACGAGGGAGACAGAGGCCGUGGCGAGAAUCCAGCUUUGACCUUUAUUCAAGAGACCAGAUGGGUUGCCCCGGGAUCCGGCUGCCAGCCCUGAGGCCAGGCAAGGCUGGAGACUGCGAUCUGGCCCUCCUUUGCCCUGAGCUGCAACCUCAACCCCAGGCUCCAGCCAGCAGCCACCACAGGCACAGGCGGGAGGGAGUCCUGAGGGAUCAGACACUGCUAUUAAUUCAUUAAAAAAAAAAAAAAAAAAAAAAAAAAA
Molecule: messenger RNA, 1974 nt
Organism: Choloepus didactylus (southern two-toed sloth)
Lineage: Eukaryota; Metazoa; Chordata; Mammalia; Pilosa; Megalonychidae
Gene: RAD9A
Product: RAD9 checkpoint clamp component A
Exons: 11
Coding region: 116-1279 (387 amino acids)
Biological process (GO): mitotic intra-S DNA damage checkpoint signaling; DNA repair; cellular response to ionizing radiation
Cellular component (GO): checkpoint clamp complex
Source: RefSeq, a predicted model, not a curated record